Messenger RNA from Dendronephthya gigantea, 990 nucleotides. Its product is annotated as ragulator complex protein LAMTOR1-like. Gene Ontology annotation, molecular function: molecular adaptor activity; guanyl-nucleotide exchange factor activity. Bases 118 to 612 code for a protein of 164 amino acids. The record is from RefSeq and is a predicted model, not a curated record. Gene Ontology annotation, cellular component: membrane raft; late endosome membrane; lysosome. Lineage: Eukaryota; Metazoa; Cnidaria; Anthozoa; Malacalcyonacea; Nephtheidae. Gene Ontology annotation, biological process: endosomal transport; positive regulation of TOR signaling; cellular response to amino acid stimulus. The transcript is spliced from 6 exons.
GAAUGUCAGAUGACUGUAUCGAAAUAAGUCCACCAACUUUACUCAAUUUACUGCGUAUUUUUCUGUGACACGCGCUAUUGUCAUUGCCUAAAGAAGUUUAUAUCUCAUUUAAGCAAGAUGGGUUGCUGUUUUAGCAACGACGAAGUCAACGGGCAGACAAAUAAGGAUAAUGAGAGAACACCACUUAUAAAGGAUGGAACCGGUGCCCCACAAACUACAUAUCCACAAGCAAUAAGUGAUGGACCUACAGAAAAGUCAGGAUCAUUCAACCAAUCAGACCAACAGUCCAUGCUUAGUAGAAUUCUCAAUCAAACAGCAAACAAUGUAAUUGAUGUGACAACUGUGGAACCUCACAGUUUAGAAAAAGGAGAGUUUAUGGAACGAACAAAACAGUACCAGCAUUAUGAUAAUACAGGGAGCUCAUCGUCCAGAAUACCACCAGAUAAUCUCCCCCCUGGUACAGCAGCUCCUCAGGUUGUUUUAGCUGCGGAACCUGUGUCAAAACAGGACAUAAAUCUGGUUAAGAAUUUCUCAGAGCAAAAUUCGUCAGCCUUAAGAAAUUUCGAAGUUAGUGGUGGAGAACCUUUUGUUGUACAAUUCGGAGCGACAUAGCAAAGAGAUUAAUUUUGUUAUGAUAAUUUAUGGAGAAACCUUCCAUGGACAUCGACAAGAUGGGAUUAAUGAACGCGAGAGUACAAAAAAAAACACGAUACGGCGUGAAAUAUACAAAAUAGAAUUAGGUGAAUGACAAAUUAUUUGACAGUAACUCAUUCGUUGAUUGAAUUUUAUAACCUAGCGUAGUUAAUAAAAUGACUGACCAAGUAUAGGAAUGAAAUAAAAUAAAAACAUAAUUUUCUAACAAAUAUUUUAAGUGCUGUAGCGUUUAUAGGAUUGUCCGUUUGAAAAAUACUAUUUUUUGAUUGUCGUUUGUUAUCCGACUCAGAAGAAUCUAUGGCUGGUUUCAUUUUAGUUGUAAUUGUUGUUGAUAAA